AUGGGAACUGACCGAAGGCCAAGAUGUGAUUGUCCAAUCAAGUAUAUAUUAAAUGAUCCGAAGGACAAAUUAGGCAGCUGCAGCCGCAAUUUCCCUGAGCAAGUUUGUAAGGAUGAAUCUCGCGGUGUUGAGGUUUUCACAAUGCACGAAAUGCUCCACACUAACUGGAUUGGUAGUGAUUAUGAGUAUUACGGAGAUGUUACUGAGGAUUGGUGCAAACAGAAUUGUUUGAGUGAUUGUUAUUGCGUUGCUGCUGUUCACCAUCCAAGAAAAGAAUGUUGGAAGAAAAGGAAUCCGCUUUUAAACGGGAGAACAGAUCCAACAGAAGUAUCAAAAACGCUUUUGAAAAUAACGAAAGACAACUCCAUAGUAGGACCAACAACAACAACAACAACUACUACUGCUACGCCUCGGUCUCAAGCUGGUGAAAAGAGAAAAAAUCAAUCUAGUCUAAUCAUUUCUGUUUCUUAUGUUUUUAAGUUUAAAGGGAAAUAUCCAAAGAAGCUUUCAGCAUAUCAAGCUGUUCCAGGAGUGAACAUAAGAAGUUUUAGCUACAAUGAGCUAGAAGAAGCUACAAACGGAUUCGAGGAACAGUUAGGAACCGGUGCCUUCUCAACAGGUUACAAAGCGGUUCUUAACGAUGACGAUGGGAAAAUAGUUGCUGUCAUGAAACUACACAAGACGGUAACAGAAGGAGAACAAGGAUUCCUAGCUGAAGUAAAUUCAAUCAGAAGGACUAAUCACAAGAACUUGGUCCAACUCCUCGGGUUCUGUAAUGAAGGCCAACACCGGCUUUUGGUGUAUGAACACAUGGAAACUGGCUCAUUAGCAGACUUGCUAUUCAAAGAUUCUAGGCUUAGUUGGUCGCAGAGGGUACAAGUUGCGAUAGACACCGCUAAAGGGCUUUGCUAUUUGCAUGAAGAGUGUAGCACCCAAAUUAUACAUUGUGAUAUCAUGCCCCAAAAUGUGCUUUUAGAUGAAGGUUUGACAGCAAAAAUAGCAGAUUACGGAAUAGCCAAGCUUUUGAGGAAAGAUCAGACUCGAACAACCACUAAGAUACGUGGGACAAGAGGGUAUGUAGCCCCAGAGUGGUUCAGGAAUAUGCCUAUAACCGUCAAAGUGGACGUGUACAGCUUUGGAAUCUUGCUUUUAGAGCUGAUUUGCUGCAGAAAAAGUUACAAGCAAGAUGUGGCGAAUGAGAAUGAAAUGAUACUCGCGGAGUGGGCUUGUGAUUGCUACAGGAGAAAGGAGUUGCAUUUACUCGCGGGUGAUGAUGAAGAGGCUGUAGAAGAUAUCGAGAUGUUCAAGAAGUUGUUGAUGGUUGCUAUUUGGUGCAUUCAAGAAAAUCCAGCAUUGAGGCCUAGCAUGAAGAAAGUCAUGCUAACACUUGAAGGUUCUGUUGAAGUCUCAAUCCCUCCAGACCCAUUUUCCUUUAUCUGUUCUGUUUAG
Capsicum annuum is the source of this 1449-nucleotide messenger RNA. Its product is annotated as G-type lectin S-receptor-like serine/threonine-protein kinase LECRK2. The record is from RefSeq and is a predicted model, not a curated record. NCBI's taxonomy places the organism in Eukaryota, Viridiplantae, Streptophyta, Magnoliopsida, Solanales, Solanaceae. Gene Ontology annotation, biological process: protein phosphorylation. Gene Ontology annotation, molecular function: ATP binding; protein kinase activity. Bases 1 to 1449 code for a protein of 482 amino acids. The transcript has 2 exons.